AAGAAUGAUCCUGAUGUCUACUUGGAAUGGGAGCAAAAGGUGGAGAUGAUCUUCGAAUGCCAUAACUAUUCGGAGGAGAAAAAGGUAAAACUUGCUGCCGUUGAGUUUUGUGAUUACGCUAGUGUUUGGUGGCAUCAAUUGUGUAGGGAAAGGAGACGAAAUGGAGAAAGACCCGUAGGGUCAUGGAUGGAGAUGAAACGCAUCAUGAGGAAGAGGUUCAUUCCUAACUAUUACUAUAGAGAUUUGCAUCAACGAUUGCAAACUCUAAGGCAAGGAACCAUGAGUGUGGAGGAGUACCACAAAGAAAUGGAAAUGGCUAUGAUUAAAGCAAAUAUGGAGGAGGACAGAGAGGCUACCAUGGCAAGAUUCUUGAAUGGUCUAAACAAGAAUAUUGCUGAUCUUGUGGAGUUGCAACAUUAUGUGGAGCUUGAGGACAUGGUGAAUGUGGCCAUGAAAAUUGAAAGGCAACUCAAGCGAAAGGUGCAAGUAAGUUUGAUUCUAAACUUAAUUCGAGAUGAUAAAUUUGCUAAGCCUAAAGUGGAUGAGAAUAAGAAUAAAAAUGAAAUAGGCAGCAAAAACAAAGUUGAGAAUCAAGCUAAUCAAUCUAGAAGCUUGAAGUGUUUUAAGUGUCUUGGACAUGGUCAUUAUGCACGUGAUUGCCCUAAUAAGAGGACCAUGAUUGUUAGAGAUGGAAUUGUUGAAUCUGAAAGUGAAAAUGAAAAUGAUGAUGAGAAUGAUGACAUGCCAACUUUAGAGGAUGUUAGUGAUAUUGAGUAUGCUAAAGGGGAUGUGUUAGUAGUACAACGCACACUUAGUUUGCAAUAUAAACACGAUGAACAUGGAGAGCAGCGUGAGAAUUUGUUUCAUACUCAUUGUUUAAUUGCUAAUAAGUUGUGUAACAUGAUUGUUGAUAGUGGAAGUUGUACUAAUGUCGCUAGUACUUUGCUUGUGGAAUUGAAAUUACCAACUACCAAACACCCAAGGCCUUACAAGUUGCAAUGGUUGAAUGAUAGUGGUGUUGUGAAGGUAAAUAAGCAAGUGCUAAUUUUUUUUUCCAUUGGGAGAUAUAAGGAUGAGGUGCUUUGUGAUGUGGUUCCCAUGUAUGCCGGACAUGUUUUAUUGGGAAGACCUUGGCAAUAUGAUAGGCGUGAAUAUGAAGAGCUAUUUCCCGAAGAUGUGCCUAAAGGAUUACCACCAAUUCGAGGAAUUGAACAUCAAAUUGAUUUCAUUCCGGGUGCAAGCAUACCUAAUAGGCCAGCAUAUAGAUGCAACCCCGAGGAGACAAAAGAAAUCCAAAGGCAAGUGAGUGAGCUUAUGGAUAAGGGGUACGUAAGAGAAAGCAUGAGUCCUUGUGCGGUUCCUGUAAUUUUAGUGCCUAAGAAAGAUGGUUCAUGGAGGAUGUGUGUUGAUUGUCGUGGAAUUCAUGUUGAUCAAGAAAAAGUAAAAGUAAUUAGAGAGUGGACAAAACCUACUAGUGUGCAUGAUGUUAGGAGGUUUCAUGGUCUUGCUAGCUUUUAUAGGAGAUUCAUUAAAGAUUUCUCUACAAUUACUGCACCUUUAACUGAAUGCAUUAAAAAGAAUGUGGGUUUCAAGUGGGGAAAAGAACAAGAUGAUGCUUUUAACUUGCUAAAAGAAAAACUUAGUUCAGCACCUUUACUUGCUUUGCCUGACUUUUCUAAAACCUUUGAGGUUGAGUGUGAUGCAAGUGGAAUAGGUAUUGGUGGAGUCUUGAUGCAAGAAGGAAGACCAAUUGCGUUCUUUAGUGAGAAGCUAAGUGAAGCAAGUCUAAACUACCCAACUUAUGACAAAGAGUUUUAUGCUUUGGUAAGAGUUUUAGAGACAUGGCAGCACUAUCUUUGGUAUAAGGAAUUCAUUAUACACACCGACCAUGAGUCUUUGAAAUAUCUCAAAGGACAACGGAAGCUAAGCCGUAGGCAUGCUAAAUGGGUGGAAUUUAUUGAAUCCUUUCCAUACAUCAUCAAGUACAAACAAGGUAAAGAGAAUGUUGUUGCCGAUGCUCUAUCUAGAAGACAUGAUGGUUUUCUUUUUAAAGAAAAUAAGUUAUGCGUGCCUCAAUCUUCUUUAAGAGAGUUGCUUGUGAGGGAGGCACAUGGUGGGGGUUUGAUGGGGCACUUUGGUGUGAGAAAAACUUUAGAUGUUUUAGAAAAUCAUUUCUUUUGGCCACAAAUGAAAAGAGAUGUUCAAAAAAUAUGUGAGAGAUGCAUCACUUGUAAACAAGCUAAAUCUAAAGUGAUGCCUCAUGGGUUGUAUACUCCACUUCCCAUACCUAAUGAACCUUGGGUAGACAUUUCUAUGGACUUUGUUCUAGGAUUACCUAGGUCAAGGGGAGGGAAAGAUUCUAUUUUUGUUGUUGUUGACAGGUUUAGCAAAAUGGCACAUUUCAUUCCAUGCCACAAGACAGAUGAUGCAACUCAUAUUGCGGGGUUGUUCUUCAAAGAAAUUGUAAGAUUGCAUGGGGUUCCAAGGACAAUUGUCGUUGAUAGAGAUGUCAAGUUCCUUAGCCACUUUUGGAAGACACUUUGGAGCAAGAUGGGAACAAAGCUUCUAUUCUCAACAACUUGUCAUCCACAAACGGAUGGACAAACGGAGGUGGUUAAUAGGACUCUCUCACAACUAUUGAGGGCAAUAAUUCAAAGAAAUUUGAAGAAUUGGGAAGAAUGUUUGCCACAUGUUGAGUUUGCAUACAAUAGGAGUAUUCAUGGUACAACAAAUUGUUCACCUUUUGAGAUUGUAUAUGGGCUCAAUCCAUUAACUCCAAUGGAUUUAUUGCCAUUACCCUGGGUUUGGGUACAUUUGAGAAAGGAAAGAUUUCCAAGCCAAAGGAAGUCUAAAUUAAUGCCAAGAGGGGAUGGGCCAUUCCAAGUUCUUGAAAGAAUUAAUGACAAUGCCUAUAAGAUAGAUUUGCCAAGUGAGUAUGGCAAUGUGAGUGCUUCUUUUAAUGUUGCUGAUCUUUCUUUAUUUGAUGUAGGUGAUGAAGUUGACAAUGAGGCUGAUUCGAGGACGAAUCCUUACGAGGAGAGAGGGAAUGAUGCAAUAAAGACAAGAAUUACAAAUGAUCCUUUAAGCUUUCAAGGAGGUCCAAUGACAAGAUCCAAGUCCAAAAGUAUGCAAGAAGCUUUGUUGGGCUUA
Molecule: messenger RNA, 3150 nt
Organism: Ricinus communis (castor bean)
Lineage: Eukaryota; Viridiplantae; Streptophyta; Magnoliopsida; Malpighiales; Euphorbiaceae
Biological process (GO): DNA integration
Molecular function (GO): zinc ion binding; nucleic acid binding
Source: RefSeq, a predicted model, not a curated record